AUGUCUGAAUACACUAUACUCGGCUUUUCCGAAAUCACAAUUCAAAAUUUGGAAGAAUUCACUCUUGAGGUAAAGAGAAGAGGUAGCCAAGAGAUCAGUCAGCUUUCAGAAAGAGAUCUUAGCCAGAUUAUCAACACCUUUAAUGUCUUUAACAAAAGCUACGACGAUGCAGACCUUUGGGAUGUCUUAAAACAAGCUAUUCUCUUGAAAUAUGAAGAGUAUAACAAAGAGAAUACUGAGCAUUUAAGGCUCGACAUUCUCUGUCUCCUCGCUAAAGGAUUCUCAUCCACGAAAACCCCUGAUCCUGAAAUGCAGUAUUUUAUUGAGAAAAAUAUCCAAAGGAUCAAAACACUCAGAGCCGCUGAUUCUAAGAACUUUAUUGAGUGAUGCCACGCUCUUGUGUGUAGAAAUUACAAGGCUUCAGAAAAAUGAAAAUUCUUCAUGAUUAGAUUUUUAGUAAAAGCCCUUUCAAACCUUAAGGAUGGAGACAAAUUUGUAGAAGCGAUGCAGUUCAUUGGCACAAUUGAAUAUCGUCACAUUCAGCUUCAUUUUAGGAAGAUUAACGGGAUCUGAAUCUCUAUUUUUACUGAGAACUUCUUCAAGUUCUCACCAGCAUCACUCUUGGUUACACUUGAUAAUAUGAAAAAGUUAGGAAUCAGACAUUCAGCUAUCCAUAAAUGCUUGAUGAAUUAUACAAAGAAAGUAGAGGGAAUUAUUGGGCAGUUAUCUCUUGUCGAGCAGAUUAGCUUCAUACAGAUCCUUAAUUACUGCAAUAAGCCAGAACUUGAGUAUCUUUAUACAGAAACUUUCUACUCGAUUAGCAAGAAUGUGAAAUCAGAAGCUGCUUUCGCUGAAAACUCAAGCACCCAUCAGAUGAAUAUUCAAGAGCUAAAAUUCUUGCUUAAAAGUCUUCUUGGCUGUGUUAAAAUUGCUGAUAAAAGUGCAACAAUCAAGGCUGUUAUAACUGAUCAGCUGAGUAAUCAAGAAGUCUUACCAAGACUACUCAAAAUUCUUAAGAAGUUCCCUGCUGAUUUCUUACAGAACGAGGAGCUGCCAGUGCCAACCAUUACCGACUCAUCUAAACUGUCAAACUACAUCUAUGCCCACCUCCACCUUGGCGCCAAAGAUCUGGAUCAAGAAAUUACUGAAGAUAUUUCUAAUAAGCUACAAACCGUUCCUGACGAAGAGCUUCCACAGAUAUAAACUGGCUUCUCAGAGAUUACCAUAGUCACGCUAUCUGGAAACAACUCAGACAGGUAAUGGUAGACAGAGUCAGAAAUCAAAUGAAACAAGAGACAAAACAGAAUGCUAGUUUGGUGAAUUCUCUUGUCAAGAUCGACCCAAGAGCCCUAAAGAAAGAUUUCUUAACGGAAGUGAACCCAUUUAUUGUAAAGAAUUUGAAUCUUCUCACAUUUGAGUCACUCUCGAUGCUGAGAAGUAAUAUCAUCAACUCCCAAAAAGUAGGACGUUUUUAUCAAGCAAAGUCUUCAGAUGAAGCAGGCAUCCAAACCUUGAUUAGCACACUCGAGAUGAGAAUGAUAGCUGUUGUGAACACCUACGGUCGUAGAAAGAUGUCCUUGCGACACCUAUAUACUGGAAAGACACUUGCGAGAAAAGCUUUGAUGCACUAAGAUUCAAUAAGC
Moneuplotes crassus is the source of this 1643-nucleotide messenger RNA. Lineage: Eukaryota; Ciliophora; Spirotrichea; Euplotida; Euplotidae. The record is from the annotation of a GenBank genome assembly.